Aplosporella prunicola CBS 121167 is the source of this 2556-nucleotide messenger RNA. RefSeq lists its product as uncharacterized. The transcript is spliced from 5 exons. The record is from RefSeq and is a predicted model, not a curated record. The coding region runs from base 1 to 2556 and encodes 851 amino acids. Gene Ontology annotation, molecular function: protein binding; 5'-flap endonuclease activity. Lineage: Eukaryota; Fungi; Ascomycota; Dothideomycetes; Botryosphaeriales; Aplosporellaceae.
AUGCGACCGAAGCCUAAUCCAGAUUACUACCACUGCUUGAGUGUCUGCCCACAUGCUGAAAAGCUCAACGCUUUUCCACCGUUUCGCGACUACGGACAGAUGGUGGCGGUCACAGUCGGUGACCCGAAAGUCAAGUUCCAAGUCCAUGAGGGCCUCAUCGUUGGUCAAUCUCGUUACUUCCGCUCUGCAUUCGACGGCGGAUUUCAAGAGGCCUCAACCAAGACUAUCCACAUAAGUGAAGUUUCGGUCGAAGUUGUUGAAGCUUUCCUCAACUGGUUGUACACGCGCAGGCUCCCUGAGAUUGCCACAGAAGCAACCCAAGCGGACCAAGACGAUCAGUUCGACCUUCUCUGCGAACUUUACAUCUUUGCCGAUGCACGCUUUAUAGUUGCUCUCAAAAAUGCGACUAUAGACGCCCUUUGUGACUCAUUCGCACGAUUCUGGACAUUUCCAUGGUCAGCGGUAAAGAUGAGUUAUGAGAACACUGCUUACCGGAGCUCACCCCUUCGCAAGUUUAUGGCCGACAUGGCCGCUCAGAGCCUUGGGGAGCUCAGGGUCAACCUGGAUGCACAUCGGGACUGGUUCAGGAAAAUUCCCGACUUUCUUAUUGAUCUUACAAUCCAUCUCAGCACGACAGAAGAUGAGGACACUUUCGGAGAUAGGAGGAGCCAAUGUUUGUGGGACGAAGUCCGAAAAAUCACGCCCGGUGAGACGGUUACUCUCGCCCAGCUCGGUACAGAAUGCGUCAAAACCAAGGGCCGCCCAUUUCGAGUAGCCGUAGAUACGCCCAUGGAGAUUUUCAAGUACAAAUGGUCAACUGCAAACGCAAAAGAAUAUGGCGGUAUGAAUCACCCGGUUCGGAACUUUUUCUUCCGCAUAACCCACCUUCUUACUGCUGGAGUGGAGCCGGUAUUUGUCUACGACGGCCCAGGAAAGCCCCAAAUGAAACGCGGGAAGGCCUCUAGUUACACCCCAUCUUUCAUCGGAACCGUGCUAGCCGCGGCUGCGUCCUCGAUGCGUACCAAGGAAGACAUUGAGAUGGAAUACGGUCUCUCACACGUCAUCCGGCUCACUAAGGAUCUGCUAGACUAUUUCGGCAUCCCGUGGCUCGAGGCGCCUGGUGAGGCGGAAGCGCAAUGUGCGCAGCUUGAAAAGGAGGGGAUCGUUGAUGCGAUCAUAACCAAAGAUGUGGAAAAGCGUAGUCGCCAUGUUAUCACGGCUUGCAACUACCGUAUGGAGGCAAUUAAAAACGGGACCAACGGGCUCUCGAGGGAGGACCUCAUUCUUAUUGCAGUCAUGGGAGGCGGUGACUAUGGCGGUAGCAUUCCCGGCUUUGGACCCCAGAUUGCCAUUCAAGCUGCAAAGGCUGGCUAUGGCAGGAAGCUUUGCGAAAUCGCAGAAUCUGAGGACAACGUUCCACAGAAGUUGACUGCAUGGAAACGGCAAUUGACCGAGGAACUGCGGACGAACUAUAGAGGUAAGUUCGAAAAGGAGAACGCGACGGUAGCGGGGAACAUUCCGUCGAAUUUCCCAAACCCUAAGAUUGUCAACUACUACUUGAAGCCCGCAGUGUCUUCCCCUGGCCAACUGGAUCGAUUGCGGGCGACUCUACGAUGGGAUAAAGAAGUCGACGUCACUGGUCCGAGAAAGUGGACAUACACUUACGUCGAUUGGAAAGGCAAGGAUUUCGGACGAAAGUUCGUGGAAAAGAUCGCUCCGGCACUCAUUGCCAAAAAGCUCCUGAUCCGCGCAGGAGACAAUGUGCAGGAAGGCAACCGAGCACCCUUCAGUAGAAUCCUCGAUACGAGAGAAGAUGCGUGUAAAGGUUACCCUCCCGAGGCUUGUGUCGAAUACGAUCCUCUCAGCAUCGUAGGUAUAAACCUAUCCGCUGAGCCUUAUAUGCGUCUCACGCAUUCUUUCGGUGUGAAAAGAGUCUACAAUCCGUUUAAACCCCAAAAUAAAUGGGUUCUAGCGCACCUCAUUGAGCGGGGAGCUCCGCAGGAGUACCAGGACUGGAAGCGACAGAAGCCAAAGAAUGCCGCUAGCUCUAAGCCCAAGAAGUCCGCUGGUUCUAAGCCCAAGAAGGCCGCUGGCCCCAAGCCCAAGGGUAUCAGCAAUACGGAUCUGGAAAAAACAGCCCGUCUUAACUCUGGCGCUGGAGGUUUUGAAGAAAGUGACCUCAAAGGCCAAAACUCGGAUCGAGCCCUCACCAAAUCACUGUCCAAAAAGAUGCAGGUGUCAGGAGAAUCAGGAGCGGCUGCUUUCUUAGGAUCGUCGUGCUUGACUACCACACAGCCCAUGAAGCGGGGCCCCGACCGGCCUAGAAAACAUCCUCAACUGGGCGAGAACGGCGCAGGCACAGAGCCUCUUGCGAAAAGGAAGCGGGGAAGGCCACGCAAAGACGCUUCUCUGAAAAUGCCAAUGAUUGAGGAGCCUUCGGGUGUCGAACCGCCACAAAAGAAAGCUUGUCGCCAUCAACCGCAAGCGUUGGCUAGAUUGGAGAGCGAUGACGAGGAUGAAAUCAUCUACAUGGGCAGUCGGCGGCGAUACGAGUAA